AUGGAGCUGAUUCCUGGUUUGCCGCUAAUGGAGAAGAUCGUGACGCUGAAUUGCGGAGGUCGCAUCGCUGUAUGGCGGAGAGCGCAUCAACGUUUGAGCCGUUUCCGUCUGACGCUGGUGGCAUGGCAUCUCGUGGAGCGACCACGGGCUGCUGGAGUGCUGCUGGCUGAUCCUGGCGCUGCUGGAGUGCUGCUGGCUGAUCCUGGCGCUGCUGGAGUGCUGCUGGCUGAUCCUGGCGCUGCUGGAGUGCUGCUGGCUGAUCCUGGCGCUGCUGGAGUGCUGCUGGCUGCUGAACUGCACCUGGCGCUGCUGAGGUGGACAGGCGCAACUUUGUGCACCUGUCUGUGUGUUCCCUUCCCCUCUUUUUCAGCAAUCAUGGGUUCUUCACUGCAGAUCGGUUCUUCACUCAAGGAUGCGCCGAGCAGAGGAGAAGAGGAGCCUGCAGAGAACGGCAGUAUUGACUCGGGAGGACGGCAGCAGUUAGAGGGAGAAAAGAAGGUGGUCACUUCCAGCAACGAGACGGCGCGAAGGCAAGGCGGCGGCACUUCAGCAGAGGUGUGUGUUCUGUGGCACUUGAGCAAGGGCGAGCGUGGUGGGAUGACGCACGGCCGGCAGCCACUGGCGUGUGGCUGCCUCCUACUCGCCCUGCUGACCACCCGCUCAAGGCAAGGAGGACACGUGGGACAAGGAGGUAAGCACGCGACUCUUGGGGAUCGAGGCAAGAAGGACACUUGGGGAAUGGUGGAGGAGGCAACCAGGCGGCACUUCAGAGUAGCGGUGGGACGUGUUGAGGCGGAGAGGGUGGUGCCACUGUCUCUCGUAAGUCCUCCUCACGGCUGGCCCCGCUCAUCGCUGCUCCUCGUCUUCUUUCUUCAGCACCGCCCUCCCUGCACCUUCUCUUCCAGCUUUGACGCCCAACCCGACCUGCACUCUGUCCUCAUCCCCUUCCCACCGUCGAGGAGGGCGCACGGGGAGUCUACAGCGUCACAUUCGGCACGGGGUGAGGUGGAGGAACGUGAGGGAGUGGUUGAUGGGUUGGACGAGUGGAUGCAUGGAGGGGGAUGCUGUGGAAAGUGGAACGGAGAGUAG
Closterium sp. Yama58-4 is the source of this 1089-nucleotide messenger RNA. The record is from the annotation of a GenBank genome assembly. Lineage: Eukaryota; Viridiplantae; Streptophyta; Zygnematophyceae; Desmidiales; Closteriaceae.